Molecule: messenger RNA, 1521 nt
Organism: Beauveria bassiana ARSEF 2860
Lineage: Eukaryota; Fungi; Ascomycota; Sordariomycetes; Hypocreales; Cordycipitaceae
Product: cryIIIB2-like protein
Exons: 1
Coding region: 1-1521 (506 amino acids)
Biological process (GO): symbiont-mediated killing of host cell
Molecular function (GO): toxin activity
Source: RefSeq, a predicted model, not a curated record
AUGAAGAUCAACGCUGAUGCUGCCAUCAACUACGCCAAAGCCGCGCUCAUCGCCGCCAGAGGUGGUGUGGUGAUCGAUGCCUCUGACGCCAACGCUAUAUACUCUUACAUCUUUUCCAUCUUUGCGAUUGGUGUUGGGUUAGUUCCUGAAGUCGGCCCUCUUCUGGCUGCCUUUACAUCGCUCUUGGGCGCCGUGCUCUUUCCCUCGAAAAAGGAUCCCAACGCCUUGUGGAACCACCUACGCAAACAGAUUGAAACAUUGAUUGGCGCCAAGAUCCAGGAGAGCCAGGUCAAGAUCUUGCAGAAGAAAGUCGUGGGCUUUGCCGCAAAUAUGAAGGCUUUUACCAGCGUCUACAAUGACUAUGAGAAGGCUACUGGGCAUGAAAAGGCACAGAUGGGCCAGACUCUUCGCGAACAUCAUAUUGCCUUUCUUGCAGUUAUACGCGCAGGAAUCCCAGAGUUCCAGGUCGAGGAUUAUGCCGUAGCCGCUCUUCCGCUAUUCACCCAGGCCGCCAACAUGCACCUGACACUCCUAUCUGACGGCAUCAAGCACGGAGUAGAGUGGGGAUGGCCUGAAAACUACGUUAAACACACCCUGCAGGUUGAGUUUGACGAGUUUACAGUCUCCUCUCCUAAGCGCCGCAUCCGAGCUCCGCAUUGCCAAGCCAAGCCGUCGCCGCGACAGCCAUCGCAGCAAGAGGCCCUGAAGAAGUCCAUCGCCACCGGCGAGGCCGCGGGCUGGGACGCCGAGCUCCUCGACACCUGGAGAGAAGCGCUCGAGUUCCAGUCUAACGCGACCGCCCCUGGUAAUGCGACCGCCGGGGCGGGCGCGACUCUGACCUACCCCGCCUACGUCAAGAAGUACUACGAGGAGGGCCGUAAGAAGGUCAAGCCUUAUACGUCGACCAGCAGCGACGAGGGACGCAAGGAGGCUCUACAUGCUCUUGCCCUAUCAGACUACGACACGACCAUGAUCAAGAACGUGCUCACGCCUGCCGAGUUUUGGCCAUAUAUGGCUGGCAAAGAGAUGCCCGAGUCCGCCCAGCUGGCACUCGACCGCGAGAUCUUUUCAGGCCCGUACGGCCGGUACACCAAGGGCGCCACCUGGGACGCCAAGAAGCAGCCUCCCGUGACUGAGCGCGGUGCCAACAUCACAGCCGUCAUGGUGCGCCACUACCAAGAUGUAGACUCUCUCCAAGUGCAGUACGGCGGUCAUUGGGGACCCUUGUUUGGAGACGGCAAGGGUGGCGUCGAGGCUCAGGCCAACUUGGCCUUUGACGAGUAUAUUGAGGCGAUUAAUGUCACGUACGGUCAAAAGAUCGGUCAGCUGACAUUUGGUUCGAAUAAGAAUAAAAGGCAUGGGGGGUAUGGAGCCGCACAGCAUGCGCAUCAAAAGAGCACUGUCAGGCAUCCAGGAUUCGGCUUGACCAGCAUGGUCAUUACUAACUGGGAAGCGCAUGCGCCUCCUGGCUGCGAGGGCGUUAUAUUUGGCUUCAGACCUCUUCUCGGCGCCGGGCCUUGA